UACUUUUUUCUCGGGAUGUAUAAACAAGCUGAAGCCGCUGGAUUUAAAGCUCCAAAAAGCCGACUUCAAAACCGCCUCCUCUUCCACUUGGCUCAUAAGUUUAAUGAUGAGAAGAAGUUGAUGAACUUUCAUCAGAAUCUUCAGGAUAUCACAGAAGAUCAACUUAGUUUGGCCUCAAUCCACUAUAUGCGAUCUCACUACCAAGAAGCUAUUGAUAUUUAUAAGCGAAUACUCCUAGAUAACAGGGAAUACCUUGCCCUCAAUGUGUAUGUGGCCCUAUGUUACUACAAGUUGGAUUACUAUGAUGUGUCUCAAGAAGUUCUGGCAGUUUACCUUCAGCAAAUUCCUGAUAGCACCAUCGCACUCAAUCUUAAGGCCUGUAAUCAUUUUCGCCUUUACAACGGCAAAGCAGCUGAGGCAGAACUCAAAAGCUUGAUGGACAACGCUUCUUCUUCCUUUGAAUUUGCUAAAGAACUCAUCAAGCACAAUCUGGUUGUUUUCCGAGGAGGUGAAGGGGCUUUGCAGGUUUUGCCUCCCCUGGUUGAUGUCAUUCCUGAAGCUCGGUUAAACUUAGUAAUUUACUACCUUCGUCAAGAUGAUGUACAAGAAGCUUAUAACUUAAUUAAGGAUCUGGAACCUACUACUCCUCAGGAGUAUAUCCUCAAAGGAGUGGUCAAUGCGGCCCUUGGCCAGGAAAUGGGUUCGAGGGACCAUAUGAAAAUUGCCCAGCAGUUCUUCCAGCUGGUGGGAGGGUCAGCGAGUGAGUGUGAUACAAUACCUGGGAGGCAGUGCAUGGCUUCCUGUUUCUUUCUGCUUAAGCAAUUUGAUGAUGUCUUGAUAUACCUCAACUCAUUUAAGAGUUACUUCUACAAUGAUGACAUCUUUAACUUUAAUUACGCCCAAGCCAAAGCUGCAACAGGCAAUACCAGUGAGGGUGAAGAGGUUUUCCUUUUAAUCCAAAGUGAGAAGAUGAAAAAUGAUUACAUUUACCUCAGUUGGUUAGCUCGGUGCUAUAUCAUGAACAAGAAACCAAGACUAGCCUGGGAACUUUAUCUCAAGAUGGAAACCUCUGGCGAGUCCUUUAGCCUCUUACAGCUCAUUGCUAAUGACUGCUACAAGAUGGGCCAGUUCUACUACUCAGCCAAAGCUUUUGAUGUCUUAGAGAGACUGGAUCCCAACCCUGAAUAUUGGGAAGGCAAGAGGGGUGCCUGUGUGGGCAUUUUCCAGAUGAUCUUAGCUGGAAGAGAACCCAAAGAGACCCUUCGAGAAGUGCUCCAUUUACUGAGAAGCACAGGUAACACCCAAGUGGAGUACAUCAUCCGGAUCAUGAAGAAAUGGGCCAAAGAAAACAGAGUGCCUGUCUAAAAUAGCUCCAGAGUCCUCGGGAACCAGUCAGCACUUGGAUGUGAAAUUGGAAAUCAUUUUCCUCAAGUUUAAUGUAAGAUGCAGGGCUCUGUUCUUGGACAUUUCCUUCCUUGCCCUUCGAGCCAAGAUCAGUGACUGACUUGCUUAGAACUAGCCUCCUGGCUGAACUAAGUGCCAGAGUCCACGCU
Neomonachus schauinslandi (Hawaiian monk seal) is the source of this 1553-nucleotide messenger RNA. It is a transcript of the gene IFT56, whose product is annotated as tetratricopeptide repeat domain 26. Gene Ontology annotation, molecular function: intraciliary transport particle B binding; protein binding. Gene Ontology annotation, cellular component: ciliary base; intraciliary transport particle B; ciliary basal body. Gene Ontology annotation, biological process: intraciliary anterograde transport; intraciliary transport involved in cilium assembly. Lineage: Eukaryota; Metazoa; Chordata; Mammalia; Carnivora; Phocidae. Bases 16 to 1365 code for a protein of 449 amino acids. The record is from RefSeq and is a predicted model, not a curated record. The transcript is spliced from 15 exons.